Mixia osmundae IAM 14324 is the source of this 1149-nucleotide messenger RNA. RefSeq lists its product as uncharacterized. The transcript has 2 exons. The record is from RefSeq and is a predicted model, not a curated record. Lineage: Eukaryota; Fungi; Basidiomycota; Mixiomycetes; Mixiales; Mixiaceae. Bases 1 to 1149 code for a protein of 382 amino acids.
AUGUCGAACCUCCACGAGACUGUCGAUGGUACGCCUGCGCAGCCUCCAAGCUACCAGUCGCCGACGCCUACUCGUUCAGCCGAAGUUGAUCUCGGCGAUCGCGCUGACAUAUCGAGAGCAAUGCGUUCGGGUACUGUCGAUCCAGCGCAGACCCUGAACAGUCCGAUACAAAGCCAGCGCAAUCUCGCUUCAGGACCACUUGCAUCUCCCUUGCUUACUCCGUCACGCCGUGCCAAGGUCGAGCCAAACGAAGGCCCUGCCCUGUCCGAGAUUGCCUCGAUGUCCAUUGGUCGUCAAUCACACCAGCGCACGCCCUCGGAGCUCAUGGUCGUUCGCAUGAUGAUGCUUGAAAACAUGCCCUCGCGUGCAGACUUUGAGGACGAGAUGACCCAGCUUGAAAUGGGUCACACCAUACAGCGCCGAUUUCUUGUGAGAAACAACGAGCUCGAGCUCAUGCUGGGUCUGUUGCUACUCGAUGCUGGCAAGCCUACUUCCGGUGCAUACAACAGACUCAAGGGCAUGCUCGCCUCAGAAGCUCUCGCUACGCUCAAAACUUGGACCCUGCGUAAUUUCACUCUGGUCACUACAGUUCAGUCGGAUGGUCAGCCAGAGUACACUGUCUUUGCUGCCAAGUCGAAGCUCCGCGUUGCCACUCGAGAGGAGAUCUACGACCUCGUCGUCGCUGCACACCUUCAGGUCAAUCACAAAGGACGCGACAAGACGUACGCAGUCAUCCGUGACAAGUACGCCAUGAUACCCAAGGAGGUCAUCGCUCGUUUUGUCGCCAUCUGUCCUUAUUGUGUCAACACGCGCGGCCCUGCCAGCAACUGUUCAACGCCUCACAAGACGCCUGCAACGACAGGCCACAAGCGCACACUCAGCUCGGUCAGCGAUGUGUCGGAUCACUCGCCCUGCAGAGCAAUGUCGCGUCGCGCUCUGCCCACCCAGAAUCUCUCACCGCUCUCGUCGCCGUUUCGCAUGUCCGUCGGAUCUGGCACCUCGCGCUCCGCCAUGCUCGACUUUGCACGCGCCGGAUUGACGGCCUAUGUCGCCCUUCUUGCCCAGCAAAAUGUUGGGUAUGACGAGAUCACGGAACUUCUCGAGAUGCUCUUCCUGGAGGCACUUGACCUCGCGAAUCAGAACAAGUAG